Messenger RNA from Parnassius apollo (apollo), 1527 nucleotides. The record is from the annotation of a GenBank genome assembly. NCBI's taxonomy places the organism in Eukaryota, Metazoa, Arthropoda, Insecta, Lepidoptera, Papilionidae.
AUGGAACAUAGAAGAUUGCGCAAAGGGCCGCUGCCUGGAGGUCGUCAGGGCGCGUCUGGAGCUGGCGCUGGACGCGACAGCAUGCGAACCGCCAGCCGAGCGCGAGGUGCUGCACGACCACCCAGCAGCCCCUCGCAUCCAUCAUCCCCACCAGCUUGCUUGGUGUCGGCAGGGUCUUCGCAGGCCCAGCAAUCGGCACCCGCCACUGGUGGAGUACGCCGCAUGCGAUGGACCAUCAAUAUGAAUUCAAACGCAUUGCGGGCGUAUUUUAGGGCGAAAGGGGGAGAAAUUGGAGGUUUCGCGUAUCGGGCUAGGAUGCAUCGUCUUUUUACUGAGCUGGAGCCAUCUAUUACUGUCACCGAGCAAAACCUGGCAGACCGAGUUCGGUAUAUCUUACGCUCAAAUAUAUUUGAUGGCGCCGAACUCGAACGGCUACGACGUGAGGCUGUUCCCUCAUCAAAUGAAAACGCUACGACUGAGGGUGCGGUGCCACAAGUUGCAGAACAACCCGCACACGUGGAUGCCGCCGAGAAUACCCCAGUGGUUGCUGAUUCAAAUGAUGAUGGAACAUUCACCCAGGAACUAGAAAUAGAGCAAAUGAGGAGUACAUUGGAAGAGGCGAUUAUGGAAACGCGCAGUACGCCUCUCGAAAAUCGACCGCGACUUCCCCGCAUAGCCCUAAGCAAGCGGAAUCGGGCUGUCGUGAGGGCUCUGAACCCAAUGCUGGUGACCUAUUUGGAAGCCAGCCGGGACCUUUGCGAGACGGACUCAAUUCUCUUUGGCGCCGCACUGGCAGUCUGCCGUAUUAUAGGCGCCAAACUUUCCACGGCUGGACGCACUACUGGACAAAGUAGUGCUAUCCCAGCCUGGAGAACAAGAAUUGAAGAACGUAUCGCAAAGGCUAGGGCCCUCAUCGGCAGACUGAUAUGCUUCAGGUCAGGCAAUACCAGGCCAAGGAUUGUGCGCACCGUCAGGAUGGCGUUUGCUGGGACAAAUGUUAGUUUGUCCCAGCCGGAUAUAAUGCAAAAACUGACGGAGCGCAUAGACGACCUGAAGCAGAGAAUCGCUGCUUGGGGAAAGCGAAUUCGGCGAUAUACCGAGAGGUCGACACGGUUCAACCAGAAUCGUCUCUUCCAGAGUGAUCAGAAGAGGCUCUAUAAAUCAUUGGAGCGACCAAUGGUAAGUGGAACGGGCCCAGUACUAUCGAAUCAGGCCGACACGGUCGCAUUCUGGCGCAGCCUGUGGUCAGAGCCCGUAAACCACAACGAGGGCCCUUGGACGGAAGUUGUGGCGAGUCAGUGUGCGGGUAUUACGCCCAUGGACCCCGUCACCAUAACGCCGGAUGACGUAGCUGAGGCGGUCCGUAGGGCCCCGAACUGGAAAAGUCCGGGACUCGACGGGCUGCAUCACUACUGGCUGAAGGGGUUCGUGAAUCAAGAGCUAAAACUAUGCCCGUCAUACAAUCUUGUUGUUGGUAGAGGAGCCUUCGUCGCGGUUGCUACGCAUCGGCGUUCUGUACGAUGGUAA